Lycium barbarum (goji berry) is the source of this 2135-nucleotide messenger RNA. RefSeq names its product SKP1-like protein 21. Gene Ontology annotation, biological process: SCF-dependent proteasomal ubiquitin-dependent protein catabolic process. The record is from RefSeq and is a predicted model, not a curated record. The transcript is spliced from 10 exons. Gene Ontology annotation, cellular component: nucleus; cytoplasm. Bases 560 to 1636 code for a protein of 358 amino acids. NCBI's taxonomy places the organism in Eukaryota, Viridiplantae, Streptophyta, Magnoliopsida, Solanales, Solanaceae. Gene Ontology annotation, molecular function: cullin family protein binding.
CGGGUACAUAACAUUAAUCUAAGAAUAAAAUAGAAGUAGUAAGGUAGGCUCCUUCUUCAUAAACCCAGCAGCCACCAUUGUCGUUGAGAGAAAGAGAGCCCUAACCGUGUGAAUCUGGUAAACUACCAUUCACUCUCACGUGCCAAAUAACAACACCUGUUACCUGUUACCAAUACCAAUAUAGAAACCACAGAAACUAAUCUCCCUCCUAUCAGGGAAGGAAAAAAAAAAAAAAAAAAAAAAAAAACCUAAACGUCGAGCCAAAAAAAGAAAUAAAUCCCUUCUUCCCUUUUCUUGCUAGUUUAAAACCCUACCUAUUAUUUCUCUGGGUUUUUUUCUCCAACUCUUAUAUUAUUUCUGCGCCUACAUUCAGGUGCAUGUCUCGUUGGAAUACGGAGAGGUUUACUUACGAGAGUUUGCUGUCUGUUACUGAUGCUUGUCUUCUGAAGAAAUUAAAGCUUCUGUCUUGUUCAUUACAUCGGUACUUUUAAGAUCGAACCUUUAUUUGUACCUUAAUUCUGAGAAGGCCCAUAAACAGUUUUGUCAGAUUGAUCAGCUAAUGUCGGGAGGUCCUAUGGCGAUCGUCAAACCAGAGAUGAAGUCAUACAUCUGGCUCCAAACUGUUGAUGGUUCAAUCCAACAAGUGGAGCAAGAGGUUGCCAUAUUUUGCCCUGUGAUAUUCAGGGAAGUUCAAAACGGCUUGGGAUCCUCGAAAAAUUGUGCAAUAGAACUUCCUGAACGAGUCAAUCCUGCUAACUUAGGGUUAUUACUGGAUUUUUGUCGGUUCCAUCAAGUUCCUGGCCGUUCUAAUAAGGAGCGCAAGACAUUUGAUGAGAAGUUCGUCCGGUUAGAUACCAAGAUGUUAUGUGAUUUGGCUUCUGCUGCUGACAGCCUUCAGCUAAGGCCUGUGGUUGACCUUACGAGCCGUGCACUUGCUCGGGUGAUUGAAGGCAAAACUCCUGAGGAAAUACGUGAAACUUUCCAUUUGCCUGAUGAUCUAACAGAGGAGGAGAAGUUGGAACCUUUGAGAAAUAUGACGGAUGAUCCACGCAUCCGUCUUCUAAAUCGACUCUAUGCAAGAAAAAGGAAAGAAUUAAAUGAGAGAAAGAAACUAAAGAAUGUUGAGGUAGAAGAAGAGCAGCGCGUAGAUGAAAGAUCAGUUGAUGAUCUUUUGUCAUUCAUAAAUAGUGGAGAUCAAGACUCAAAGGGUGUAAGAGUAGCAAAAAAUAAAAAGAAAACUCGAGGGAGAAAAGAACAAGGUAGAAAUUCUUCUUCAAAUAAUGGAGCUGGAAACUAUAAUAAGGAAGCUAAUUGUGUUCCAUCUGGCUACCUAAAUGGUGACAUCAGCGAUGGAUCUUCUCCAAGUAGAAAUUCUAAGCUGCAAAUCUCACCAUCUGCAAUGUUUUCAUCUAAAUUCGACUUUGAUGACUUUGAUAUGGAUGAUGAGUUAGAUCCAGCAAGGAAGGAAGAAAUUGACAGGGAGGUUGAGGAUUUUGCUCGGAGACUAAACUCUGUCUGGCCAGAAAGGAUACAACAGAUUUUAUCCUUGGGUCCAGAGAGGAGGCGGCUUGGACCAAUUUCCAUGAAUGGAAAUGGUUCCUUGAAGAGAUGUACAGCAGGUGUAGACCGGGGAUAAUGCUGGAUUCAGCUUGAGCUUAACAUGGCGACUUGUCUGUCUCUGCUGUUGCAACGAAGACUGGUAAUGUUACGGUGUCGAUUGCAUGUAAAGUUCUUCCCUGGAUACGCCAGGUGCUCAAAGUGUAGGGAAUAUCAGAAUAGAAGUUUCCGUUGUUUGUGAUUUAUGGCAACUUGCCUUUGCAUUUGCCAUGCAUUUCAAAACACUGAGAUACAGUUUCCAGUUUUGCCAUAGAUACUAAGUUUCUUUAAACCAUGGUUUUGAUUUUCUCUUAUUUAGUUCAAAUGGUUGUUGUAGUUGGGCCCUUUUCUUUAUUUUGUUUCAUUUUUUUUUAUUUAAAUUAGCUUCUCUUUUCCCCCAUAAAAGGAAUGUAUAAUGACCAUUCCCUCUCAUGAAAUUGCUUCAUACCUCAAGGGGUUUGAAUCUUCCAUUCCUGAAUCAUUAUGUAAUGAAGUUGACCUGACUGACACCAGUGUAUAUUAUGUACAAAGUUAGAAAA